AGACAGUGUACAUUUUGCACGUCAUUUGUUGUGGCCAUUUUGAUAUUCCUGACUCACCAAAAAAGGUUUAAGGUGUAAAAUAGGUUUAGGUUUUUGAUGAAGAGUAACACGUUGAAAUAUACGUCUUCAUCUCUGUGCUUCUAAUUCUAAUAUACGAAAAUCAGCUUACAAGGACAACCCUCUUUUGUAGAGUGAUUAGUUUGAAGUAUAUAAGGAAGUAUAUGUCCGCCUUGGCCUUAUCGAACUUUUUAUAUCUCUUGUUUUAAGGGACAAGAUGAUUGAGUUAACAGUUAAGACUUUGGAUUCUCAAAACCACCAAUUCACAGUUGAGGAUGACAUUACAGUACAGCAGUUUAAAGUCAAGAUAGCAGAAACUGUGAACAUUCCUGCUGAGACUCAGCGUAUAAUUUACUGUGGCAGAGUUUUGCAAGACAACUCAAAAUUAGCUGAUUAUGAUGUCAACGGCAAAGUUGUACAUUUGGUUCAAAGACCUCCACCUGGAACUACUCCAAGAUCAAAUAGUCGCUCAACUUCUCCACAACCUCAAAGGAGAGGUUUCAGAGGAUUCAGAAAUUUGGAGCAAGGAAAUGCAAUGUACUUAGGUUCAGUUGCUUUUCCAGGAAACUUUAUGGAAUCCCAAGGAAUUGUACCACCUCCUCCAACAUCCAGUUUGUCACGUAGUCGUUUAAAUGUUGCAAGAAGAAUGCUAAGAAGAGCUGAAACACUCAUACGGUUGUUAGAAGAAAAUCCAUCUGGCAGGCCACAAGAACAACCUUCAGAAGAAAAUCAAGAAGAAGAUGAAGAAGUUACUCCAGUUAUAGAAGCAAGAGUUAUUGUUCCAAACAGUGUCGAACCUAUCGAUGACGUAAUAAGUGCAGUUCAAGACACGUUAAUGAAUGCUGCAAACAACGGAGGAAAUAGUGCUCCCUUCGAACAAACUGCUGACGACACUGCAGCAACGCCUAGCACCUCAGAAGCAACAGCAACAGGUGCUUCUCCAAGAUCUUCUUCUACUGAGAAUUUGACUUCUGAUGCCAGACCCACGGGUAGUAGCCGAUUACCAGAAAACUCCUCCAGAAUUGGAGAACUGAGUGAACUUCUGACUAUGUUGACACAGAUACAAAGUAGAUUCGUUCCCUUUUUGGAAAGAUACCAGCAGUUCAUUAGGGAUGACCCAGAAGUUACAGGAGACGACGUAAGAGCAACUCAGAACAUGCUGAAUAGAGUUUCAGAAGUGAUGCAUUUACUAGGCCACGCCUAUCAUUCACUCAGUGAUUUAAUUAUAAGAGUACGGACUCCGCGUCCAAGGCCUUUAUUGUGUCGUCCCAUUCUCAUACAACACUCAGCCGUACUACAAACUGGCAUUCCUAUACAAGUUGAGGCACAGAUUAAUUUGACAGCUGAACGCAACUCUUCAUCAAACGCAGACCCUUCGGCACCUCCGGAACCACCGACGUACACUCUUCAUGCCACACCUGUCAGUGUACCAAAUGCCAGACCGAUACAAGUUCAACCAGGUAUGGUAGGCAUGCCAUUUAUGCCCAACGCAGGUACGAGACUCCAGUCAAUUCCCGUUGAAGUUCGAACUUCAACAACUCAACCUAGAUCUCAGAAUAGCACAUCCGACAGUACCGCAGCACCUACUUUCGAACUUACCUACCUACGUGCUUUCACUGGCAAUGAAACUCCCAGCUCUACGGCUUCUUCGGAUACCGGUACUGGUACAGGUACAACAGCUAAUAAUACAGAAGGCCAACAAGGUGCCGGUCACAACUUUAACAAUCCAAAUGUAGAGUUCUUCAUGGAAGUGACUCCAGAAGGUAUUACAAUUGAUUCUUUGGAGACAGCGCUUGUUGGUUCUAAUCAGGCAAAUGAUUUACUUAGAGGAGCGUUAAACGGACCCCCUCCAGAAUUGUGGAACUCUCUUCUGCAAAUGGCAGGUCAGAUAAGGGAUCGCCAUAGAGCAGCAACUAGUACACCAAGUACCGCGGCUACAACAUCUUCAGAAUCAAGUCAAGCGCAGUCUGGAGCUGGACAAGGAACAACCCCUAACAGCGGGCAGAAUUCUCAAGCACGUGGAAGUACUCAAACAAACCCGACCACUUCUACUCAUACCAGAUCCACUUCACGGCCACACGUUCAUUUGGCCCAACAGGCCAUGCAAGGUAUACGUGGUUUCGAUCCAUUCCUACCAUGCAGUUCACACCAUAUUGCAAGACGUAGAGUGAACAUUGAUCAUCUUCCUCCACCCGCAACAAGUCAAACUACUGCUGCACCAAAUGAACCCAAUACAACAAAUACUCGUCCCAGAACACCAUGGGAGCAAGCCAAUGAUGAAAUAUAUCCUGAUUUUCUGUCUUUAGCUAACGCAGUUCAUUCUUUUAGAAACAGGGCGUCAGAAAGAAGAGGUCCUGAAAAUGAAGCGGGUACCUCCACGAGUUCUCCGUCGAGUGUUCCAAAUGGUGAUAGCAUAGGAUCCUUUGAUUUACCUCAGAUAUCUUCAAUAUUUUCAUUGACUGACUUGAAUGGUUUGGACACAUCAAACGCCCGUAAUCGACGUCAGGAAUCAACUUUAGAAGAACUCAUUCAUCAAUUUCAACAUGACCCGUACGUCCCAGGAGAAAACCUUCUUGUUGACUUAAUAAUGCUCCUUGUGAGAAACCUUACACUCGUAGAUAUAUUGUCACUAUACGGUGGCAGUGUGGAACCGAUAAACAGAAAUGUUGGCGUGCUCAAAGCAUUCUUCCGGACUAGAAUUUGUGAGUCAGAUACUACACCGCUCGGUAUUGAUAGAGGCAUCGAUAGGAUUAUAAGGGAAUUGCAACCAUUCUUAGAAAAUUUCAGAAGCUUGCCGGCUCAAAACAAUAUAGACAUGGUUAGAUCGGCGGAACAGUUAUUCAGACAGAGACUACCAAAUAUAAUUUAUAUUGGAAUUAAUUUAAACAGUGGCGCCACACGUUUGUUAAUGGACCAGUGCAUAACGACAGCAAAACAGCUUCUAGCUUUAACACUUCUCGCCAGUUCAACAGGUCGGAACGGAGUUGAACAAGUCUAUGAGGAAAUAAUGGCUUAUUUUAUGAGAGAUGUUCCCCAACAUGUGCAAAAUUGGACACUAAUGACGAGUCGUGUUCGUUUACGGCAAAUAUUGUCAAAUCUGAAUAUACCAGAGAGUGUCUUACAGCCGUACAUCGUUCACAGACCUAUGACUCCGAUUUUGGAACCUAUGGUAGAAAACGAAACGGAAGUAGAGUCCAUGGAAGUAGACGCUCAAGAGAGUAGAACUGAAAAUAAUCCGUCGGUUAUAAUUCCUGAUCCUGAACCCUUGCCGAAUGUAGUAAUAGGAUCUGAACCUUGGCAUAAUCAAGUACCAGAGGAUUGGGUACCAAUAAUCACUAGAGAUGCCCAGAAACAAAGGAGGCAGAAUCCUCAAGGACCCUUUAGUGACGCCUAUCUCUCCGGUAUGCCAAGCAAAAGACGAAAAAUUGUCAAUGGUUCCAAACCACACGGAAAUCUCCCUCACGUUAUCACAGAGAGUGUAAGACAAGCUGUAUCUUCGAGUGGUCUUUCCUCAGCAGCACCUUUGGAUGUAGUAGUUCAAGCAGCAGGCGCCUCAACAGAACUUCAAAAUGCUUACAGAAAUUUACUGCGCUCGACUGUUCAGACAAAUCUCAAAGAUAAUGAAGACUUCCUACCGGAUAAAUACCCCAACGUUUCAAAUUAUUUUAAUAAUAGUGGAUCACAGUGAUGACUAAAUAUACACAUAUAUUAUUGGUUAUAACUUUUGUUUAUUUAAAAUUAAAUUAAUAGAUAAAUGUA
This is a messenger RNA of Diabrotica balteata, 3816 nucleotides long. The record is from the annotation of a GenBank genome assembly. Lineage: Eukaryota; Metazoa; Arthropoda; Insecta; Coleoptera; Chrysomelidae.